AUGUUUUAUAUUCUACUUUUUCUAAUUAGUAUCACUGCCGCUUUUGACGAAGAAAUUCAUUUCAAAUACGAGACGUUACCUUGGCAUGAAUUUGUUGAAUAUUUUAAUAAUUUAAAUUUAACAUGGAAAAUAAGUGUUCAUAACAAUAAUGACGACAACCAUCAGCAUUGCAGUGUUAUCGGACUUAACCAAACUUACCCCAAAAUUACACAUGAUUUAAGCGUCCUUGAUUUGCCUGAAAUUUUUGAUGCGAGAGAGAAAUGGUCGCAGUGCACUUCCAUUGGUAAAAUAUAUGAUCAACAAACCUGCGGAUCUUGCUGGAUGUUCGCUACAGCCACCACUGCAACGGAUCGAAACUGCAUUCACGCCAAUAUUAAUGUAGAUUUGUCUGAACAAGAUUUGGGUUGCUGUGCAGAUUGUUAUAUCGGCCCGCUUUGUCUUAAUGGAGGCUUGCCAGACCGAGCUUUUAACUUUUGGAUUUCUAAUGGACUAGUAAGCUAUGAUUGCAGACCCUAUAAUAAUGACGAUUUAAUGAAUGAUAACGUUUGCUACAAAAGUUGCGUAAACAAUAAAGACUAUGUUCAAGAUAAGAAUUAUGGUGGCAAAAUGUAUACCGUGGCAGCUGAUGCUGAACAAAUUAAAGCGGAACUUUUUACAAACGGUCCCGUAGCAGCAAGUUUUGUGGUAUAUGAUGAUAUAAGAAACUAUACCAGUGGUGUUUAUGCACACAAAUAUGGAAAAAGAUUAGGCAAUCAUGCUGUCCGCAUAAUUGGAUACGGGGAGGAAAGUGGCGAAAAGUAUUGGUUAAUUGCUAAUAGCUGGGGUAUGAAUAGAGGAGAAAACGGGUUCUAUAAAAUAAAGCAAUUUCAAGAGGAUAUACAAUUGGAAAAUCACAUAAUUGCGGCUAUACCCAGGGGACAAUAA
Parnassius mnemosyne (clouded apollo) is the source of this 924-nucleotide messenger RNA. Lineage: Eukaryota; Metazoa; Arthropoda; Insecta; Lepidoptera; Papilionidae. The record is from the annotation of a GenBank genome assembly.